Molecule: messenger RNA, 5874 nt
Organism: Anolis sagrei ordinatus
Lineage: Eukaryota; Metazoa; Chordata; Lepidosauria; Squamata; Anolidae
Gene: CLTCL1
Product: clathrin heavy chain like 1
Biological process (GO): intracellular protein transport; receptor-mediated endocytosis
Cellular component (GO): clathrin complex; extracellular exosome; clathrin coat of trans-Golgi network vesicle
Molecular function (GO): clathrin light chain binding; structural molecule activity
Source: RefSeq, a predicted model, not a curated record
GAGUGAUGAGACCUGGGCGAAGCGCGAGAGGAAAAAGGGCGCCGGCGCUGAGGGAGCGCGAGCCCUCUGAAGACGGCGGCGAGAGGGGCGGCUGGCUUGCUGGCUCUGCGCCUGCGUACUCGCGUCUUUGGGAGCCGCCGGCCUCCCCUUCCCCAGCUUCCUCUCUCUGUCCUUGCGCGCCUCGCUGAGGGGCCAAGCCGCGGCGCUCCGUCUCCCCUUUUGAGGAGAGAGCCCCCCGCUUCCUGGGGCGCCCUCUUGGGCCUCUCUCCCGCCAGCCAUGGCUCAAAUCCUCCCCAUACGGUUUCAGGAGCACUUUCAGCUCCAAAAUCUUGGAAUUAAUCCAGCAAACAUUGGGUUCAGUACCUUAACGAUGGAGUCUGACAAAUUCAUAUGUAUCAGAGAGAAAGUGGGUGAGCAAGCACAAGUUGUGAUCAUAGACAUGAGUGACCCGACAACUCCUAUCAGGCGCCCAAUCUCUGCCGAAAGUGCCAUCAUGAACCCUGCUUCGAAAGUGAUUGCUCUGAAAGCCGGGAAAACUCUCCAGAUUUUUAACAUUGAGAUGAAAAGUAAAAUGAAAGCACACACAAUGGCUGAGGAGGUGAUCUUUUGGAAAUGGAUAUCUGUGAACACAGUGGCAUUAGUGACAGAGACGGCUGUGUAUCACUGGAGCAUGGAAGGGGACUCCCUGCCCCAAAAGAUGUUCGACAGACACGCCAGCCUUGCAGGCUGCCAAAUAAUCAACUAUAGAACGGAUGAGAAUCAAAAGUGGCUGCUCCUCAUAGGAAUCUCCGCCCAGCAAAACCGUGUGGUUGGCGCUAUGCAGCUGUAUUCAGUUGAUCGAAAAGUCUCACAGCCUAUUGAAGGACAUGCAGCAGCCUUUGCGGAGUUCAAGAUAGAAGGAAAUGGCAAGCCUUCCACCCUUUUCUGUUUUGCAGUGCGCAGCCCCGCAGGUGGCAAGCUGCAUAUCAUCGAAGUGGGCCAGCCAGCCUCUGGAAACCAGCCCUUUGUCAAGAAAGCAGUCGAUGUGUUCUUUCCACCCGAGGCUCAAACUGAUUUCCCAGUAGCAAUGCAGAUUGGAACAAAACAUGGUGUUAUCUAUCUGAUCACGAAGUAUGGAUACAUUCAUAUGUAUGACUUGGAAUCCGGUGUCUGCAUCUACAUGAACCGUAUUAGUGCGGACACCAUCUUUGUCACGGCUCCUCACGAACCUACCUCUGGUAUAAUUGGAGUAAACAAAAAAGGGCAGGUACUCUCUGUUUGUGUGGAAGAAGAUAACAUUGUCAACUACGCCACCAAUGUGCUCCAGAACCCAGACUUGGGGUUGCGUAUGGCAAUCCGGAGUAACUUGGCUGGAGCGGAGGAACUCUUUGCGAGGAAGUUUAAUACUCUUUUUGCACAAGGAAACUACGCAGAAGCAGCCAAAGUUGCCGCAUCUGCCCCAAAGGGAAUCCUGCGGACCAGCGAUACCAUCCGGAAGUUCCAGAGUGUGCCCGCACAACCAGGGCAGGCCUCGCCUUUGCUGCAGUAUUUUGGGAUCCUCCUCGAUCAAGGACAGCUCAACAAGUUUGAGUCGCUGGAACUCUGCCGUCCCGUCCUUCAACAAGGCCGCAAACAGCUGCUAGAAAAAUGGCUUAAAGAAGAUAAGCUGGAAUGCUCUGAGGAACUGGGAGACCUAGUCAAGUCUGCGGACCCAACUCUUGCCCUCAGCGUUUAUCUCCGUGCGAAUGUCCCAAACAAAGUAAUUCAGUGUUUUGCAGAAACUGGUCAGUUCCAGAAAAUUGUCCUUUAUGCCAAAAAGGUUGGCUAUACGCCAGACUGGAUUUUCCUGUUGAGAAGUGUCAUGAGAGUCAGCCCAGAUCAGGGCCUCCAGUUUGCCCAGAUGUUGGUACAAGAUGAAGAACCCCUGGCCAACAUCAACCAGAUCGUUGAUGUCUUCAUGGAGAAUAGUUUAAUUCAGCAGUGUACUUCUUUCUUGUUGGAUGCCUUGAAAAAUAAUCGACCUGCGGAAGGACACCUUCAGACUCGUCUCCUUGAGAUGAACCUCAUUCAUGCUCCACAAGUUGCAGAUGCCAUCUUAGGAAAUCAAAUGUUCACCCACUAUGACCGGGCUCACAUUGCCCAGCUUUGUGAAAAAGCAGGCCUGUUACAGCGUGCUUUGGAGCACUACACUGACCUUUAUGACAUCAAGCGGGCUGUUGUUCAUACUCAUCUUUUGAACCCAGAGUGGCUUGUGAACUUCUUUGGCUCUCUGUCCGUUGAAGACUCUGUGGAGUGCCUGCGUGCCAUGCUGUCUGCCAACAUCCGGCAAAAUCUGCAACUCUGCGUGCAGGUCGCUUCAAAGUACCAUGAACAGUUGGGCACACAAUCUCUUGUGGAGCUUUUUGAAUCCUUUAAAAGUUAUGAAGGUCUGUUUUAUUUCUUGGGCUCUAUUGUGAACUUCAGCCAGGACCCAGAUGUCCACUUCAAAUAUAUCCAGGCCGCUUGCAAAACAGGCCAAAUCAAGGAAGUUGAAAGAAUCUGCCGAGAAAGCAACUGCUACAAUCCAGAACGGGUGAAAAACUUCCUAAAGGAAGCCAAGCUUACUGACCAGCUUCCCCUCAUCAUUGUUUGUGACAGAUUUGACUUUGUUCACGACCUGGUUCUCUACUUGUACCGGAACAACCUACAGAAAUACAUUGAGAUCUAUGUUCAAAAGGUCAACCCAAGCCGUAUCCCAGCCGUGGUUGGAGGGCUGCUUGAUGUGGAUUGCUCUGAAGAUGUCAUUAAGAACUUGAUCAUGGUGGUGAGAGGCCAAUUCUCCACCGAUGAACUGGUUGCUGAAGUUGAAAAAAGAAACCGGUUGAAGCUGCUUCUGCCGUGGCUUGAGUCCCGGAUCCAUGAAGGCUGUGAAGAACCGGCAACCCACAAUGCCCUGGCGAAGAUCUAUAUCGACAGCAAUAACAACCCGGAGCGCUUCUUGAGGGAGAACCCCUUCUACGACAGCCGGGUUGUAGGGAAAUAUUGUGAAAAGAGGGACCCACACUUGGCCUGUGUAGCUUAUGAAAGGGGCCAAUGUGACCUUGAGCUGAUCAAGGUCUGCAACGAGAACUCCUUGUUCAAGAGUGAAGCCCGGUAUCUGGUUCGCAGAAAAGAUCCAGAACUGUGGGUCAGUGUUCUGGAGGAAAACAAUCCAUUCAGAAGACCACUCAUCGAUCAGGUUGUCCAGACGGCAUUAUCAGAGACUCAGGACCCAGAGGAGGUUUCGGUGACAGUCAAGGCCUUCAUGACAGCCGACCUGCCCAAUGAACUCAUUGAAUUGCUUGAAAAGAUUGUUCUGGAUAACUCAGUCUUCAGUGAACAUAGGAACCUCCAGAAUCUACUGAUUUUGACUGCCAUCAAAGCAGACCGCACACGUGUGAUGGAGUACAUCAACCGCCUGGAUAACUACGAUGCCCCAGAUAUUGCCAAUAUUGCUAUAAGCAAUGAACUCUAUGAAGAAGCGUUUGCCAUUUUUAGGAAGUUUGAUGUGAAUACCUCUGCAAUUCAGGUCUUGAUUGAGCAUAUUGGCAACCUGGACCGCGCCUAUGAGUUUGCAGAGCGAUGUAAUGAACCCGCAGUUUGGAGCCAAUUGGCGAGAGCCCAACUUCAAAAAGACCUGGUGAAGGAAGCCAUUGACUCAUACAUAAAGGCGGAUGAUCCUUCUGCUUAUAUGGAGGUUGUUCAGGCUGCCAACAAGAAUGAUAACUGGGAGGACCUGGUUAAGUUCUUGCAGAUGGCUAGGAAAAAAGCCCGAGAGUCUUACGUCGAGACCGAACUGAUUUUUGCCUUGGCCAAAACUAACCGGCUCUCAGAGUUAGAGGAAUUUGUCAGUGGCCCAAACAACGCUCACAUACAACAGGUGGGAGAUCGCUGCUAUGAGGAGGGGAUGUAUGAUGCAGCUAAGCUGUUGUACAACAAUGUCUCUAACUUUGCCCGCCUGGCAUCUACGCUAGUUCAUCUGGGAGAGUACCAGGCCGCAGUGGAUAGCGCCCGCAAAGCCAAUAGCACCAGGACAUGGAAAGAGGUCUGCUUUGCCUGUGUGGAUGGAAAGGAGUUCCGGCUUGCGCAGAUCUGUGGAUUACACAUAGUGAUCCAUGCUGAUGAGCUUGAAGAACUGAUCAGCUAUUAUCAGGACCGUGGAUACUUUGAAGAGCUGAUUGCCCUAUUAGAAGCGGCCCUGGGCCUGGAGCGGGCUCAUAUGGGCAUGUUCACUGAGCUGGCCAUCUUGUAUUCGAAAUACAAACCUCAGAAGAUGAGGGAGCACCUGGAACUGUUCUGGUCCCGAGUCAAUAUCCCAAAGGUGCUUCGAGCUGCAGAGCAAGCCCAUCUAUGGGGAGAGCUGGUGUUCCUCUAUGACAAAUAUGAAGAGUAUGACAACGCUAUCAUUACAAUGAUGAACCAUCCCACUGAUGCUUGGAAAGAAGGGCAGUUCAAGGACAUCAUUGCCAAGGUAGCCAAUGUGGAGCUGUAUUACAAAGCCCUGCAGUACUACUUGGAUUAUAAGCCUUUGUUGAUCAACGACCUCCUCUUGGUGUUGUCUCCGCGACUGGAUCACACCAGGACGGUCAGCUUUUUCGCCAAGGUGAAUCAGUUGCCUCUUGUGAAACCUUACUUGCGCUCAGUCCAGAAUCAUAAUAAUAAAGGAGUCAAUGAGGCUCUCAACAACCUUUUGACAGAAGAGGAGGACUACCAGGGCUUGCGCGCAUCUAUUGAUGCCUACGACAAUUUUGACAACAUUACACUUGCCCAGCGCUUGGAGAAACACGAGUUGAUCGAAUUCAGACGUAUUGCUGCUUACCUGUACAAAGGCAACAACAGAUGGAAACAAAGUGUGGAGCUCUGCAAGAAAGAUCGCCUUUAUAAGGAUGCCAUGCAGUAUGCAGCAGAAUCUAAGGAUGCUGAACUGGCGGAGAAGCUGCUCCAGUGGUUUCUGGAAGAAGACAAGAAGGAGUGUUUUGCAGCUUCUCUAUUUACAUGCUACGACUUAUUGCAUCCAGAUGUGGUCCUUGAACUGGCCUGGAGACACAACAUUAUGGACUUUGCAAUGCCUUAUUUCAUCCAGGUGAUGAGGGAAUACCUUACCAAAGUCGAUGGUCUGUUUCAUAAGGUGGAUAAACUUGAUGCUUCUGAAAGCCUAAGGAAAGAAGAACAAGAGGUCACGGAACCCACUCCAAUAGUAUUUGGCCAGCAGCUGAUGCUCACGGCAGGCCCCACCGCAGUACCUCCGCAAGCCAACUUCUCCUAUGGGUACCCGGCGCCAGGAUUCACCCACCCGCCAGUUUACGGUUUCAAUAUGUAGCUUAUGCUGUGGCCGACCCCCGUUUUACCCAGUCGCCUUCUCUCCUAGCUUCCUUUUCCUUCUUAUUUUCUUCUUCCGUUUGUCCGAGGAGACGACUUCCAGCAACCGGCUCGUUUUUGCAAAUCCCAUUCAGCUCAGCGCCAUCCCAAGGGCACUGUGUUAUUUAUUGCUAUGUCCUGUUACAUUUCACCUCCAAACGAGGCAGCUUCCCAAGCUCCGUUCCCCUCGGCUCACCCUUUUUGUUCCUGACAUUUCAAGGAGGGUAAAGGCGGCACCUCUCUGAAACUGACAGCGUCACAGGUAAAGCUCCUUGAGGACAGGUGGAACGGAGGGAUCAGACACCCUGGUACUUCCGGCCAUUCGCAGAACCCUCCCCCCCUUUUCCUCACUCUUUCCACCCUCCCUCCAUUUAUUUGUAGAGCCGCGCAGUAAGGCAACACAAAACUGUGGGGGGGGGGGGGGCUGCAAUUUACAGAAUGUUGCAAAAAAUAUAUUAUUAUCUAUGCCUUCUGAAGUAGUGCUUGAAACUAUUGGAGAAUAAAUGGGAUCGUAUCUCA